AUGGAAAUAUUUUUUCCAAGAUUCAAAGACAGGAUUUUUGGCGAUUAAUUUCACACUUUUUCAAAUUUUAGAAGAAUUUCUUAUAUUACCAUCAUAGUAGAACUCAUAAGAUAGCCUCAAGCAUAAACCUUUUUACUUUAUAUGCAGUCAGUUUUCUAUUUACAACAUUUAAUUUACUUCAGACCUCUAAAAUCAUAUAUAGAUUUAAUUAAAUUAUGUAGGUAAGGUUUAUUUUCGAUAAUCACAGGUUCAUUUUAGUUUACAUUUUAGAAUUAAGUGAGGAUUAAUUGA
Molecule: messenger RNA, 291 nt
Organism: Paramecium octaurelia
Lineage: Eukaryota; Ciliophora; Oligohymenophorea; Peniculida; Parameciidae
Source: the annotation of a GenBank genome assembly